GUCGGAUUCAAAUUCGAAUUAAAGAGAGCCACAGCCAUCUGAACGGCUCAGAUCUCCAUCUCUCUUCUCAAUUCUUUUUUCUCCCUCAAUUUCAGAGAUCAACGAAGAAAAGCAUCCGCCUUUCCCAGAAACGGUGACCUUAGCGAAAGAGGGGAGGGAGGGGAAGAGACAAUAGUCAGGGCCCCGAUUUGGUUUCCCUGAAAAGAAAUUCAAUUUUCUUUCCCUUUUUCUCUUUUUUCCAGAUUUGUCUAAUCGAAUCCAUCCUCAAAGAUUACUCUAUCGCUUUUGCUCCUAUUAAUCGGUUUUGAAAGAAAGGAAUUUUCUUUUAAGAAAAAAAAUAGGGAAAGGGAUUUUUUUGACCUAAUUUUGAAAUUUAGGGAUUUUUGUUUUUUUCAAUUUGGUGGGAAAUUGAUUUGUGGGAAAUGGAGACUGAUAGUAUGGAAUCAUCAACGAGAAGCAAUCAGAACGAUGAGAUCCAUCACAACGGAACUUUCCAUUUCUCUUCCACCAAGACUCACGGCGGAGGCGGCGGCGCUUCUCCCGCCGUCGUUACCAACAUAGUCGGUCCCACGGCAACCAGCGUCUACGAGCUUCUCGAGUGUCCUGUCUGUACCUGUUCUAUGUACCCUCCUAUCCAUCAGUGUCAUAAUGGGCACACGUUAUGUUCGACCUGUAAAGUGAGAGUGCAUAACCGGUGUCCCACUUGUAGACAAGAGCUUGGAGAUAUAAGAUGUUUAGCUCUUGAGAAAGUUGCUGAGUCUCUUGAGCUUCCUUGCAAGUUUUACAACUUGGGAUGCCCUGAGAUUUUUCCUUAUUACAGCAAAUUGAAGCAUGAGUCUCUUUGUAACUUCAGACCUUACGGUUGUCCUUAUGCUGGGUCGGAGUGUGGUGUUGUUGGAGACAUCCCUUUCCUUGUAUCCCAUCUCAGGGAUGAUCAUAAAGUCGAUAUGCAUGCUGGUUCCACUUUUAAUCACCGUUACGUCAAGUCUAAUCCGCGUGAAGUAGAGAACGCCACUUGGAUGCUAACCGUGUUUCACUGCUUUGGGCAAUACUUCUGCCUCCAUUUUGAGGCAUUCCAGCUAGGGAUGGGUCCGGUAUACAUGGCGUUCCUGAGAUUCAUGGGGGACGAGGAAGAAGCACGGAGCUACAGCUAUAGCUUAGAAGUGGGAGGCAGUGGGAGGAAGCUAACAUGGGAAGGAACACCAAGAAGCAUCAGAGAUAGCCACAGGAAAGUAAGAGACAGCAACGAUGGUCUCAUCAUCCAGAGAAACAUGGCUCUCUUCUUCUCAGGAGGGGACAGGAAAGAGCUUAAACUUAGAGUCACUGGUAAAAUCUGGAAAGAGCAACACAGUCCAGAUUCUGGUCUUUUCAUGCCAAACCUGUCUUCCUGAUCGAUUGGAUUCUCUCUCCUUUUUCUCUCUUUGAGAACGAAAGUUGUAUGAUGAAUUUGUUUUACCACUCUUCUUCUUCUUUGUCUGUAUCUAAAACAUAUUUUGAAUGAAUGUGUUUGAUCUUACCACAAGUUAUAUUUUUA
Molecule: messenger RNA, 1534 nt
Organism: Eruca vesicaria subsp. sativa (arugula)
Lineage: Eukaryota; Viridiplantae; Streptophyta; Magnoliopsida; Brassicales; Brassicaceae
Source: the annotation of a GenBank genome assembly